AACCCAUUUUUGUACUUGUGGACUUUAACCCUUAUGACUCCGUAAGAAUAAAGACAGACAAACAGGAAGUUCCAGGAUAAGGUGACGCUUCAUCAGAAACAGGAUCAUGAAAAGAGAGUGAAGGGAGAAAGAGAGGUGAGAGAGAAAAGAGGUGGGGCAUAUUCUGAGUCAGAAGAGCGACAUGUUCCGUGGCGCACAUUUCUUAUGAGUCAUUAACUCGCUAGUUUCUUGUUGGAGCUGCAAGGAGUUUGACAGACUGUGGAAAUAUUAAUCUCAUUUAUCAUGGACUUCUAAACAAAAUUGUAAACAGAGUUGAAACCCAGGACACGGCCUCAGUCUGUUUGUCUCGGUUCACUGCUUCCAUAGCAACUUCUGCCAGGACUAUUGCAAGUUAAUUUAUUACAAAAAAAAACCCCAAAAACAUCACAAGGAGAGCAACAGUGCACCUGCCAGACUAGGCUGCUGGAAAACAGUCUGUACAGAAAGAUGCUGUAGGCCUCAUAUAUGGAGCUCUGAUGCAAAAUGUUUCUUUUCAAAUCUUCCCUCUGGUGCAUCGUCUUCAGCCUGUGUUCGUCAGCCUGCGGCUUGGAGUUCAUAAAAUAUGACAGGGAUGCAGUUAUUUGCCAACAGGCAUUUUCUGACUGCACCAUCAGAAACGGUCUUUAUGAACAAAAGGACAACCAUGUUCAGUUUGAAGCAUCUUUCAAGCUCUGCUGUAAGGCCGAAAGAAACUGUGCACUUUGUCUUGUGCUAGAGGCAGAAAUCCGCAACAUCCCUAUGGAUAAAGAUGUGGAAAACGACAACCACUCUGGCACUGAUGAGGAAGAUGACAAUGAGGACACAACACUUGAGAGAUCUUCUGUGAUGGCAUGUUACCAUGAUCCAGCCAGUACCAUACCCAGAUGCAAGAAGGUGGAGUUUACAGUUAAUUACACCACUCUUGCUCACCAGAACAGUAGCAAGAUAACCAUUGUGAUCACAGACGAGUUUCAUUUCGGAAGCCAAAUAACCGUUUACCCCAACAUACGACUUGAUGCACCUUCGGAACAGAAUGUGUGUUCCCAGGAAUCCUUCCAGCAACACAUACCCAUGUGUCCAGUGCCAAAGUUCCACAUCGAUCCAGUUUUCAAGGAAAAUUAUGUUGAGCUGAAGAUUGUGGGCAACAAUUCCCGUCCCUCACUCUGCAUCAAAUACGAGGAGAACGGACGCUGUCUGAGUCUGGCCCAGACCACCAUCCCCAUUCAUUCUGUGGCACCUUGCACGUGCAUACAGGUAUGGGAUAAAGAUGAUGAGGGAGCUGUGCGUUCUCAAUUAUGCCACUUUGACAAAAUAGUUAAAGGAUCGCCACCUCCUUUACAACACUUAAUGUCGAAAAACGUCUCGGUGAAUGUGCGCCUGAGCAAAAUGGGUGACAGAAACACAGUGCUUUUAUGGAACCUUACUGCCCCCUGCAGGCUGGAUGGUGAAGUGUCGCUUUGUCUCAAACCGAGCAGCAGCGAAAAUCUUGCUGGUGUGAGCAACUGGAAACAAAACAGUAUGGGACUUUGGGUAAAACAAGGAGCAUUUGAAAACGUUGAUGAAAGCAUUUCCCAGUGUGUGAUGGUGAAAAUAAACAGAACACAUCAGGAAUUUGGUCCAUUUUGCACGUCUGACACUAGCAGAUGGCGCUGGACUCUCCUGAUUGUCGGUGUUUUGCUGGUUGGUUGUCUGACAGCAUUAAUGAUUCAUUUCCUGCGUGAUUAUGUGAAGAAAUGGGUGUGGAGCUGGCGGCACGGUGGAUUCGUAAGGAUUGGCAGGAAGGGCCAUGUAGUUCUGCUGAGCCCCCCAGAUUUGGAUGACACUGUUUCAGAGUCAGUUUGUCUGCUGGGUUCCCAGCUCUGUAGCCAGGGCUUCAGUGUGUCUGUGGAUCAGUGGUGCAGGAAGGAUCAAUGCACAAUGGGACCUCUGCCAUGGCUCUACUCCCAACUCCAGAAGCUGGACAACAUGGGUGGUCGGGUUUUGCUGGUUCUCACCCAGAAAGCCUUAGAAAAAACUGAAGAGUGGACCCUCUUGAACAACAACGGAGAAGGAAGGGAUCAGCAACAGAUGAAGUCACCUUAUUCUGAUCUAUUUACGGCCUCAUUGUUCAUCAUUCAGGCCCACAAGAGGCUGGGCAGGGUGGCCGAGCGCUUUGUUCUGGUGAAAAUCGACUCCCACCAAACACAGAGUCACAGCAGCGACGGGAGACUUCCAGAGCUGCUUCAAGGGCUUCCUCUGUUUCUGCUUCCCUCUCAGAGCCAGUCGCUCACAGCUGAACUGAUUGUAGAAGAGGCAGAAACGACAAGGAUAAGCUGGAGGAGGAAUAUCUGAAGCAAGUGGAGGUUAUCAAAACCAUUUUGUUAAAACACCGUGGAUGAAUUUACAAAAAGACGUCAUAUAAAAAAUACUGCUGCAGAAUCAACAUGAAGGAUAUGCUUAUCUGGACUGAACAGUCUUUGGUUUGUAAAGAAGUAGUCCUGAAUUUUGAAAGUGAGGUUCUGGUGCCAGGUUUUAGGCAGUUAUCUUAGAUAUCUUAGAGUUGCAUCAGACAACUAUUUUGGGUUCUUUAUUUAGUAUAAAGCCAGGUUAGUUUGUUCUAUUGACCAAAUCUAAAGACUUGAUUGACAGAGACCAAAUCCAUUACAGAAUUUGGCCAUCUUAAAAGAACUAAAAUCUUUAAACCACUAGAUCAAUUUAGGUUAUUUCUGCUUCAUGAAUCUUUUAAAUUGUCCUCAUUUUGAACUGGCCUGUUAUUUAUAGAGAAGGUGAUGGUUAUCUAACCAGGAAGUGAAGGUUGUAGGUAGUGUGCCUUAAAUGAUGUUCCUGUGUGAAGUUAGUACAGAGAAAAAAACUAAACACAUUUUUUUCAGUCAAAGUAGAUUCUUAAUUGUGUAAAAAGUGAAAUGUGUAAACAUUUAAGUACUUAAACAGCUAUAGUACUAUUACUUUUAGUCUACUUUUAUAGAUGACAGCUACUCUGACUGAAAAUGCUUUCAUGUUCCAGUUUUUGUACUUUUCACACAAGAUGGUCAUUGGUGGCACACUGUCUCUUACCUUCACUUUCUGUGUAAUUAAAAACCAGCUUUUGUGUAAAUAACCCACCAAUGCAAACGGUCUAAGCCUAACAAAAUAGCGUUCCCUCAAAAUGUUAUGACACUUUGAGAUUACAUUUGUUGCAGGAUGGUGUGCUUUGCUACUGGCCCUUCUUUAAGGGGCUUGCUUCAUCCUCCAGUACCAACUAUUUUGGAUUUAUACUAAAUUGACUACUACGAUUUUCUACAAGUAUAAUAACUGCUUACAACCUUUUCACAGAACCUCAUUUCAAAUACACAACCAGUGCUACAAUAAUGUUAUAAUGUAAUAUUCUUUCUUUAAAGAAAGACUGUGUUUUGGUCUUCUCUCAGUCCUUUGCUGAAAAUCUGAAAUAUGCUCCUGAAGCAGGUGACGUGCAGCGUCAUGAAUAAAUCUGAAGGGCAAUAAGCACAUAAAUAUGUAGACAGGUAAAUUGUAAUUUAUGGCUUCUAUUUUUAUUGUAAAUAAAUUGUAAAUAGGGAUGUUUUUUUUACUCAUCUAUGAAUACUAGCUUCAAAGCUAUAAUAUAACCUAAUUGUAAAUUUUUCAAAUUGUAAAUAAUAAUCAAAUUAUUAUUAUGUAAUAUAAUAGAAACAGUCUUUAUUGUCCCGCAAAGGGGAAAUUGCAGUGUUUACACAAAAAGUUCUUAAAGUGUUUAAAACGAUAUAUAAAGAUUGAUAAUAAUAAUAAUAAUAAUGACACACUGUACAAGACUAUAACAGAAAGCUUCACGUCUUUUAACUUAAACAAAAUAAAACUACUGGUCAUGGCGCAGUAUAUGAGCCAGUCACACUUAGCUAAAAAUAAACUUGCGACCUAAAAGCGCUUAACCAGUUGCAGAGGAUCUUAUUGGUUCAGAGCAGUGUCAGUUUCAGGGAUGCGUUUGUGAAGAGUUUUUAUGACGAUCCGGGAGGGCGGUGUUAGGAGAUAUAAGUGAUAACAACGAGCCCCGCUCCCUUCGGUGGUUUGGAUGUGAUUCGCAGUCAAAUAGUCAGAGUAGCAAGUCAAAAGCGUCUCGUUUGGAUUGUGUGCUUGACUUGUGUAACGAGGAGGUAAAAAGACGCUCUGUUGUGCUUAAAGUGUUUUCUUAAAUUCACUUUCUGUUGACUGUGUGUGUUGUUUAGAUAUCAGUUUGGCAGAAAGUUAAUAUUUGUCUUUAUUUUGAGAUUUUAAUUGUAGGCACUGGUUUUUUAUUUAUAUAUUUCAUGCAAUUUCUGAAAAGCCAAAGGCAAUUGUGUUAUAUUGCGCAACUCUAUUGUUUACAAGUACUGUUAUAAAUACUAUUGCUGUAUUGAAGAUCUAUUUCUUAAAUAAAAAAGGGGAGCCCGGAAUGUCUAGAA
Molecule: messenger RNA, 4430 nt
Organism: Xiphophorus maculatus (southern platyfish)
Lineage: Eukaryota; Metazoa; Chordata; Actinopteri; Cyprinodontiformes; Poeciliidae
Exons: 15
Coding region: 523-2349 (608 amino acids)
Molecular function (GO): interleukin-17 receptor activity
Source: RefSeq, a predicted model, not a curated record